Penaeus monodon (black tiger shrimp) is the source of this 868-nucleotide messenger RNA. RefSeq names its product carboxypeptidase B-like. Gene Ontology annotation, molecular function: zinc ion binding; metallocarboxypeptidase activity. Gene Ontology annotation, biological process: proteolysis. The record is from RefSeq and is a predicted model, not a curated record. NCBI's taxonomy places the organism in Eukaryota, Metazoa, Arthropoda, Malacostraca, Decapoda, Penaeidae.
AUGUGGUUCUUGUGUAAUGAUUAUGUUUAUGAGCCAGUUGCAUAUAGUUUAUCGUGUGUGCAGAAAGCUUCAAUCAAUUGGGCAACAUCGUGGGAUGAGUUACCAACUCGUACUCGAUGUCGCGCCAGCUUGAACUGGAGUCAGUCAGUGCUGGGGAAGCCGUCGUCGGGGAUAGGAAAGAUGUGGACGAUCAUCUUAAUAGCGUCGUUUGCUGUGCUUGGGACAUCUGCGGAUAUCGGGCCAGAGCUGUGGCGUGUAGAAGCCCCGGGACAUCACAUAGCGGUGAGGGCGCUGGCAGAUGAGGGAAAUGUAGACGUCUGGGGUCACACACCAUCCCACACCAAGGUUUUGGUUGAGGCGGAGGCCAAGAGCCGCGUGGCGAGGGCUCUGGACGAGGCCAACCUCAAGCACAGCGUUGAGGUCCCGGAUGUCCUGGCGCUAGUGGAGGAGGAGAGGGCGCACAUGCAGGAGAAGAGGAGGAAGCGCGAGUCAGAGCAGAUGGACUGGACGACGUUCCAUGACCUGGAAGACAUCGAGGGCUUCGAGGAAUGGCUGAACUUCACCUCGAGUCAGCUCGUGCAGAUGGCGUCGGUGGCCAGGACUCUGGAGGGCCGCGAGGUCAGGCUGGUGAGGAUCACCGACCCUUCCACGCCAGGACCUAAGAAGAAGAUCUGGAUCGAGGGAGGUAUCCAUGCCAGGGAAUGGAUCUCCCCCGCCGUGACCACGUACUUGAUGCAUCAGGUGGCAGUCAGUCCUGAAUGGAGGGACAUCUUGAAGGUCACCGAGUGGUACUUCGUGCCCGUCGCCAAUCCCGACGGCUACGCCUACUCCUUUUCGUCACCCAGAGCAAGACUUUGGCGGAAGAACC